Messenger RNA from Exophiala xenobiotica, 1127 nucleotides. Its product is annotated as haloacid dehalogenase, type II. The coding region runs from base 258 to 1127 and encodes 289 amino acids. Lineage: Eukaryota; Fungi; Ascomycota; Eurotiomycetes; Chaetothyriales; Herpotrichiellaceae. The transcript has a single exon. The record is from RefSeq and is a predicted model, not a curated record.
GAACAGAUGACUGACUAAGCAAGGACCCCGUGGCCGUGGUUGCAGGCUUCUCAUCUCCAAGCUCAUCGUGACCAGUGUCCUUGUGCGCAGUGCGAAGGCCGAGAGCAAUAAGAGGAAUAACUACCUCGGGAUUCCUCGAGCAUCUGAAGCCUUCCCCGACCGAACCAAAAAAUCUGGCGAGCAACGAACACUCAAGUUGUCUCGUCGAUCGAGUCUCACUCCUUCCAAGUACUCUGCCGUACGACGAGAGCAGAUCCAUGUUUGCCAGAAUGGACACGCCACUUCCCAUGCCCACACCGACGGUCCCGGUCCAGCCAUUGACAAGCUUCAAGUCUCUCUCCUUCGACAUAUACGAGACCUUGAUCCAAUGGGAGAAUUCCAUCAUCCAACACCUCGAGCCGUUGCUUUUGCAAUCCAAGCACGUCCCGGCGGACAGCGCGCGCGACGACCAAGCCUCCACCGAGCUGUCGAGCCGCGAGGCGCUGGCCGACCUCUUUGCCAAGCACGAGGAAGACGUGCAAGCCGAAUCCCCCAGCAUGAAAUACGACGGGGUCCUCGAACAGGCAUAUCUCCGCGUCGUCGCUGACAUUGGGGCUCCCGUCGACAACCCCGAAGUGCAGUCCCGGGCACGCGCAUUCGGUGCCAGCGUCGGCGGAUGGCCUGCCUUCCCGGACACGGUGGACGCCAUGAACCGCCUAAGCAAGCACUACAAACUGAUCGCCCUGUCGAACGUGGACCGCGACUCUUUCGCACGGACGAACGCCGGCCCGCUGGAGGGCUUGAAGUUCUGGCGCGUUUUCACCGCCGAAGAUGUCGGCAGCUACAAGCCCGACACGAGGAAUUUCGAGUAUCUGUUCGAGCACCUCGACGGCGAUGACAAGGCUGAAGGAGGACCGGGGAUCGGCAAGGACGAGAAUUUACACGUCGCGCAGAGUUUGUUCCAUGACCACAAGCCUGCGAAGAAGUUGGGCAUCAGCAGCGUUUGGAUCAACCGCAAAGGAGCGGGGACUGGGAAAGCGGAUUUCAAAAAAGCGCAUGACAAUGGCAAAGUUGGCUAUGGAUGGCGUUUUAGCACGUUAGGAGAGUUCGCUGAUGAGGUGGAGAGGCAGUGGGCGGAAAUGAACUGA